CAUCCCCGUUGUACGCUCCACAGUUCACUCACAGUCACAUCCCCACACAGUCUCUCUCUCUCUUUCUCUCUCCUCCUUUCCCUCGAAUCAAACAUCCAUUAAUGGCAGCUGAAUUACAGCCGCCUGGAUUGGGUUUGGGAACCCCAAUCACAAACUUUCUCCCCGGAGCAGCACUAGCACCACCGCCAGCACUAGCCCAGAAUAUUCCACCUUCUUCGGUUACCGAAAACCCAGUUGGUUCAACUCUGGCUCCGAAACGGCAGCGGCGGCCCAGUGUCCGAUUAGGCGACAUCGGAGACCAACCCGCAACUCUUCGGACCUCCAAACCCUGGAGGCUGAACCCACACCCGCACUCUCACCGAGAACACAACUCUAAUAAAUCCUCCAAGAUACGCCCUUUAACUAAUCUCGUCACUCCCACCAACGGCAACUUUGAUUACUCCUCUGCUGAAACCACCGCCACCACCACCAAUAACGGAGUUCAUUCUCACCGGAAGUUUCCCAAGGAGUUCAAGUCUAAGAGAGCUACCAGUACCACCACCAGCUCCAAGAGGGUUCGAACCAAUUUCAGGAUUGACCUAGGGGAAGAAGAUGACCCGGUCGAUGACGUAGAGGAGAGAGAAAACGGCGGGAAUAAUCAUGAUUUCAACGAAUUUGAUUAUGAUAUUGAUGAUGACAACAACAACAUCAACAAUGGUGAGGAAGGUUUUAGAGAUUUCGACCCAGAAAUUGAUGGGCCUGAUCAGGAACAAAGCCCAAUUAACUCAACAGAUGAUGUUGGAGCACAUCUAGAUAUGUGGCAUGCUCAUAAUAGAAGGUCAAUUAGGGCUACUAGGGUUUCCAAUUCCCAGCAAGAUUUGGGAAUGGAAACAAAUUCUCGGAACAGAGGAAUUGGAUUGGAAGAAGGGGUCAGGAAAUGGCUGGUUGAAUUAGGGUUAGGACGAUACGCCCCAGUAUUUGAAAUCCAUGAAGUGGAUGAGGAGGUAUUGCCAUAUUUAACACUUGAAGAUCUAAAAGAUAUGGGGAUAAAUGCAGUUGGUUCUAGAAGGAAAUUGUAUGCCGCCAUUCUAAAGCUCCGAAAAGGAUUAUCGUGACCGAGUUAGAAUUCGAGUUUCUGAAUCAUAUCAAUCAAGUUGUUUGGUCAGUUUUGCAGAGAUGCAUCUUGUAACAUUAUAUAGGUGCAUGUUGUUCUCCUCCUAAAAGGUCAUUGAUUCAACUUUCAAGACCAAGCACAAGCAAACUCUGUAGGAGGCAUUGCAUCAGUGAUCCAAGGUGGUUGUUAUAGCAAGUUACUUAGUCCCAUACCUGCAUCAAAGUCAUGGCAUAUGAUUCUUUCAGAGCUUCAAAUUGGUUGUUGGUUGUUAAGAACAUGGAGUUGCGUGCAGCAACUAUUUCAACAUGGUUCCUUGCAAUCUAUUUGCAUGUGUAAGUUUGUAACCAUACAAGUUACAACCAUUCCUCCCGUAGUCUCCAAGUUACAAUAUGGAAAUUUGCAGCUUCCAUAUCCAUGCAGUGCUUCCACAUGGAAUCUAAAUGCUACUUAGAAGCUCUCACAUUUUCUACUAGUGUCUUCCCAAGACGCGAGACUCUAUCUUAGAUCUGGCAGUAGUCAGAUACUGACGAGGAAAUCUGAAGUGUACAUAAGCUAGCCAGCUAGGCAAUGGCAUCUUAGACCUUGCAUUAUCUAUGAAAAAAUAAUUGAGGUAAUUGCUUUGAGCAUUAUGUUAUUCUCUUUAUUUUAAUGUUUGUUACUAUAUGUUAAUAUUGGUACUUCCUUUGUAUGUAACUCACUUCAUGAUGUGGGUAUUUAGGCUAAUGUGAAUUUCUACUCAUUAACAUUUUGGGACUAAGGCUUUGUUGUUGUUGUUGUU
Messenger RNA from Spinacia oleracea (spinach), 1871 nucleotides. RefSeq lists its product as uncharacterized. The transcript has 2 exons. Gene Ontology annotation, molecular function: protein binding. Lineage: Eukaryota; Viridiplantae; Streptophyta; Magnoliopsida; Caryophyllales; Amaranthaceae. The record is from RefSeq and is a predicted model, not a curated record. The coding region runs from base 102 to 1094 and encodes 330 amino acids.